AUCUAGAUUCUACUCACUACUAGACACUGAUCGUUUUGAAUGUGUAUUUUCAAUUUUGUUAAGUGUUAACUAUUCACCAAUUUUUCUUAUAAUAUAUUUAUAAUAAUAUAUAUUAUUUACUUUCUGUUACAAAAUUAAAUUACAAUUAUCCAAAAUUAAAAUGACGAAAGAAGAAUCUAACACUGAUGACAAGCAAAUCAAAAUCAAUAAGUGGGAUUACCUCGCUCUAAAAAAUACUCUUGAUGAUGCUGUGAAGGAAGUACUUAUUACCAAAUACAACCAUGUUGAAGAUUACUCUCUUAUUGAUUGCCGUUUGUUUAUAUGUACAUUUGCUGUGUUAGUUGCUGCUUUUGCACUUGGUUGGGAUUUUUUCAAUCCUUUCCCAAAAUCACGAUUCGUUCUUACAGUAUGUGUUGCUUUAUAUUUUAUUACAAUGGGUGCAAUUACACUGUAUACAACAUACAUGGAAAAAGGCAUUUUUGCUGUGACAUUAGAACGAGAUGAAAGUGGUUUUAAUCCAGAUGUUGUAUGGGAAGCCAGCAGUUACAUUAAAAAACAUACGGGUACUUACUGUUUAACAGUAGUACGCAAAGAUUCAGUUGGAGGAGAUAUUAGAGAACGUGAAAUAACCAAAUCAGUUGCUAAUUAUUUUGAUGAAGAAGGAACAUUAUGUCAAGACGUGAUUGAAAAUGAAGUAACCAAAGUGAGGGAAGCUGUUUUGAAAUUAAAAAAAAUUGAAUAAUUUUUGAUUUAAUUAAUGUAUUUAAAAAAUAUAUAACUU
Sipha flava (yellow sugarcane aphid) is the source of this 781-nucleotide messenger RNA. RefSeq names its product probable signal peptidase complex subunit 2 (gene Spase25). The record is from RefSeq and is a predicted model, not a curated record. The transcript has a single exon. Gene Ontology annotation, cellular component: membrane; signal peptidase complex. Gene Ontology annotation, biological process: protein targeting to ER. NCBI's taxonomy places the organism in Eukaryota, Metazoa, Arthropoda, Insecta, Hemiptera, Aphididae. The coding region runs from base 161 to 742 and encodes 193 amino acids.